Messenger RNA from Lolium perenne, 507 nucleotides. Lineage: Eukaryota; Viridiplantae; Streptophyta; Magnoliopsida; Poales; Poaceae. The record is from RefSeq and is a predicted model, not a curated record.
AUGAGUAAUGGCAAUGGAGGUUUUGGGCCGGGACAUGGUGCUGGUCCAGGCAGGGGGCGCGGUGACCGCGGUGACCGCGGUGAUCGCGGCGGAUUCGGAGGUCCUGGCCGUGGUGCGAACUACGGCAACAACGGCAAUGGGUUCGGCGGUCCAUCGGGGUUUAGCAAUCACGGCAAUGGUCAUGGCGCUUUCUCUGGCCGUCCUGGGAACUUUGUCACCGGCGAGUCUAGUGGCACGGCGGGAGAGGAUGUUGCUCAAGGGCAGCGCUUCAAUGGGGAGUUUGCUGCAGAGGUUGAACAAUUCAACCGAGGUUCCAACUUCAACAAUUACAACCGUCCUGGAGGUAACCAGCAUUAUCGUCCUCGUUCUUAUGGGAACAACAACUACUAUGCCAACAAUCGUUAUGGGUUCAAUGGAGGCCGAUCUAAUUUUAGUCAGAACCGUAGUUAUGGAGGUGGUUCUAGUGAUACAGGGAAUCAAAACAAUGGUAGUCUUGUCUGGUGUUAA